GAUUUUCUGCCCGCAUUGCCCAAGGCACUUUCCCAUUGUUCAGGAAAUACUGAUCAUCCCUCUGCUGUUCUCUCCAUAGACCUGCUCCCUGUAGACCUCCUGUCCCAUGCUCUCCCCAGGGUGGGGACGGUGGCGGGGGGAGUAACAGGAGCGGGGGUGCAUCUCGUCCGUUCUGGGGGUGUGAGGGGUAUCCGCCUGUCCCGUCCUCACCAGUCCUUGGGCUUCCCCUUCUCCCAGCUUUUUGCCAACUGUCAACUCUUCCCAAGGGAGUUUUCCAUUGUUACCACCCUGAAGGUCACCAGCAUCGCCCCGAAGAAAAGUGAGUACAUAUUUUCUCUGGUGGACGAAACAGAGGAAGACGCUGAAAAAAGGGGACAUAGAGGGGGAGAAACACAAGAAGGAAACAUUGUGGAUAGUGACAAAGAGAAGAAUGGACAACGAGUAGGAGAGAGGGAUGGUGAGAGUGAUGUAGAAGGAGAUGGAAGAACAGAUGGAGAGAGCAGCCGGGGGCAUGGACGACUGCUGAUUGGCCUGCGGUUCUCCAGAGAACGCCUUCACUUCCUUCUUCGAGGUCGCAGUGGGCACGUCAUGAAGCAAUGGGUGUUUCAAGGCAUCCGACUGGCUGAUGAUCGCUGGCACACGUUUGUGUUAGCAUUCAGUGGUCACUAUGCUACUCUCACUGUUGACUGCCACACAGCGCUGAAAGUAGGUCCAUCCAGGACCUUGUCGUCUGACCUCAGUGUUCAGGGAUCCAGGUUCCACAUUGGCAGUCGGGGAAGGUGGAAAGGCUUGUUCUCUGGUCUGAUCCGACAGCUGGUUCUGGUGCCAGGCACCGACGCCACUCCUCGUGUCUGCCCGUCCUCCAACCGCGGGCCGGCAGAGCUGUCCGUGCCUGCGUUGCUGCUGGACCAGCCGGCCAAAGAGACUGACGUCCCCCUGCCUUCGCAUGACUCGCCGCCCGCCCUGGAGGCAGAUGUCCGGGUGUCUUUGGGGAAGGAGCGGUCCUGUUCCGAUUCAUUUAAAGGACAGCUGUGGUUCAACCCUGUCAGGAGAGGUCUCUACCUCUGCGAUGGUACAGUCUGGGUCCCUGUGCUGCAAGAAUCCCAGCGACUAGACUAUGUUCUGGAGCAUCAGGUCCUCUCCACCAGUUCAGAAACCUACGAUGUGGAGGUGUUCAGUAUACCAGGGCUGGGUCUGAUGGCAGCUAUGGCUCAUCGUUCUCCCUCACUGGGAUCUGCAGUCUAUCUCUGGAGAGACGGGGCCUUUCACCUUUACCAGAACAUCAGCACACACGGAGCUCUUUCCUGGACACAUUUUACUAUGGGGAAGCAUAUCUUCCUGGUGGUCUCUAACUACAGGGAGAGCACGGGAAAUGAGGAGAAAGUGGAGAAGGAUGAACUGUCAGUGAUCUUCAGGUGGAAUAAAAAGGCACAGAAGUUUGUUCGUUACCAGACCUUGAAGACACACUGCGCAAGGGACUGGGAGGCCUUCAGCAUCCAAGGACACACCUAUCUGGCUGUUGCCAACCACAGACAAGGUAACGUCAACCACACCAUAGACAGUGUGAUCUACAAGUGGAACAGUGGAACAGAGUUGUUUGAACCUCACCAGGCACUGCAGACCUCUGGGGCAUAUGACUGGGAGUCCUUCACAGUUGGACCAUACCACUUCCUGGUUGUGGCCAAUGCGUUUGAUGGACUGACCACUGAAGUUGAUUCUGUCAUCUACAUCUGGGUAGAUGGAAGCUUCCGUGUGUUUCAGACUAUUAAGACAUUCUGUGCCACAGACUGGGAGAUGUUCCAGAUUGGCAGCAGAGUCUUCCUGGUGGUUGCUAACGGACGCCAACUCCAUGGCAACGGGAGUGGUCGCUAUGCCAUCAACUCGACCAUCUACGAGCUGGACAUGAGCUCUCAGCUGUUCCUGCGCUUUCAGGAAAUAUUCACAUACAGUGCUUUAGACUGGGAGUUCUUCACAGUGGGUGAGGACAGUUACCUGGUCGUGGCUAACUCCUUUGACGGAGAGUCUUACUCUCUGAACAGCAUCAUCUACAGGUGGCAGGGAUAUGAGGGCUUUGUUCCUAUUCAUCGUCUUCCCACCAUCGGAUGCAGUGACUGGGAAUUCUUCAAAUCCGGAGAGGAGUCCUAUCUUAUAUACUCCAGUGCUACUGCACGUCUCUCCAAAGUGUUCCGUCUGAAAACACACUGAGGAAACGUGAAACAAUGGCCUCAUUCAAGAGAAUGAAAAUUACUGCAGGUGACUUCCAAUGGACUGAUCUUCAAGUCAACUUGCAUUAUAAAUAACAACUGAUUAUUAUUAUUUGUACAUCUGCCAAUCAGCCAUAAUUGUCCCAUGAUACAUUGCGUGUUUGAUUCUCAUUAGAAAAAAAAAAUAUUUGAGAAUAAUGGACAACAGUA
Messenger RNA from Esox lucius (northern pike), 2414 nucleotides. RefSeq names its product thrombospondin-type laminin G domain and EAR repeat-containing protein. Gene Ontology annotation, biological process: signal transduction. Bases 589 to 2205 code for a protein of 538 amino acids. The record is from RefSeq and is a predicted model, not a curated record. The transcript has 11 exons. NCBI's taxonomy places the organism in Eukaryota, Metazoa, Chordata, Actinopteri, Esociformes, Esocidae.